Pterocles gutturalis (yellow-throated sandgrouse) is the source of this 1219-nucleotide messenger RNA. It is a transcript of the gene FETUB, whose product is annotated as fetuin B. The transcript is spliced from 7 exons. Gene Ontology annotation, biological process: binding of sperm to zona pellucida; negative regulation of endopeptidase activity. Bases 56 to 1219 code for a protein of 387 amino acids. Lineage: Eukaryota; Metazoa; Chordata; Aves; Pterocliformes; Pteroclidae. Gene Ontology annotation, molecular function: cysteine-type endopeptidase inhibitor activity; metalloendopeptidase inhibitor activity. Gene Ontology annotation, cellular component: extracellular region. The record is from RefSeq and is a predicted model, not a curated record.
AGCCCCUCCAUACUGACUUACCACUCUGAUCUGCUGCCCUGGUUUUCUAGGCAGAAUGGUUUUACUUGUUUCAGUGCUCUUCGGCAUACAGGCGCUUUGCUCCUGGGCUGCCUCUCCUCCUGCCAGAGGAGCACUGACUGCAUUGCUUUCCCCUGCCUGCAAUGACACUGCAGUAGAGGAGGCUGCAGACCUGGCUCUUCGCCAGAUCAACGCUGACCGAAAAGAGGGCUACGUACUCCGCCUGUACCGAAUCUUCAAUGUCCGAGAACAUCCUCAGGAGAUCACUGGUUCUGUCUUCUAUCUCAUCUUGGAUGUAGCAGAUACUGAAUGCCAUGUACUGAGCAAAAAGUUGUGGAAGAACUGUACAGCCAGACUUGGUCAUACAGCUGUUUAUGGUCAAUGCAAAGCAAUUAUCUACAUUAAUCAGGCUAGAAAUAUUGCUCAUCUGAAUACUUAUGAGUGCAUUUUACAACCAGUUCCACCCAGAUAUAUAUGGACUGUAUGUCCUGACUGCCCAGUUGAUGAUUGUCCAACUGAGCCCAAAUAUUUGGAGGCUGCUGUUCAAAGCCUUGCCAAGUUCAAUGAAAAGAGUGAACAAACUCGUUAUUUCUCUGUCCUCAAUGUCACAAGAGCUUCAAUGCAGUGGGUUGUUGGUCCUGCAUAUUUUGUAGAGUUUUUAAUUCAGGAGACAUCCUGCUCCAAAAAUGACACGAUUGCCGACUUCUCCAAGUGCAAGCCACUUUCAUCGGAACUAGCUCACAUAGGUUUCUGCAAAGGCUCUGUAGUAAACAGUGAGCUGGAACAUAAACAGCUUGUCACAGUAUCCUGUGAAAUCUACAGUCUGCAGGAUCCUGCCACUGAAGAAGGAAAGCAGCAAGCUAAUCAGACACCUGGAAAAUCCAGCCAGAAUCAUCUACAUCUAGAAAAAACAGUGGGCUGGGUUAAAAUUCUACCCCCUUCAACUGAGGACAUCGAAAUGAAAAGUCAAAGUGAACAUAAAGACGGAAAGCCAGUUCCACCUGAGGCUGUAGGAUCUACACCCACUCUUGAUGGAGAAAAGACUCAAGCAGAUAAACCAGACUUGACCAAGCCAGUCACUGCACCAGUUAUUCUCCAUUUUCCUGAAGAACUUUCUCUAUCAGACUCAUGCCCAGGAGAAGAAAAGGAGAUAAAUUCCAUCCUCCAGCCUUUGCUGCCUAAAAAGCCUGCCAAAGUCUAG